UUAAAAAAUAAGAAACAGUUGGAGAUUAAGUUGAAAAUAUAGCAAAUAUAAUUUAUUCUAUAGACUACGCUUACCUAAUAAUUAGAAAAAAUAACAGUAGUCAUUUUAAAUUACAGAAUCUCUGCUUUAAGAAUCUUUUUAAGUGGAAUUAGGUACAUGUAUCCAUUUAGUAAUCAAUUCAAACAUUUUUACAAGCACUUUUCUUGCAAUUAACAAAGUGGUUUGUUAAAAAAUAAUUAAGAAUAACAAGUUCAUUAAAUUUCUGAAAUAGACAUACUAUCAAACAGUUGUCUCCAAAAAACCAAACCAUCUCUGUAGCGUAUUACGUAAAUAGCUAGUUAAAAAUAAAGAAAAACGUCACAGUCAAAUUCUACCUAACAGAAAAUUACUUACGUAAUUCAAUUUACAUCUAUUAAGAUAACGACAAAAAUCUUUGUUUUGUAUGCAAGUCCCAUUUAUGAUGGCAAUUACUACCACCGUAGAUAUACUGGAAAAAUACAAUGAAUAAAUCUUUAAUGAUGAAUAAAGGAGAAGUAACUUCCACAAUAAUUAAACGUACCCCAUCAUCAUUAGUUAUCGAUUAUCAUAUACAUCUAUUAUUUAAUAUUCGUGUCAUUUUCAAAGUAAAAAUUAAUAUUCCGCAACGAUUACGAAGCAAGUUCAAAUUUAAAAUAUGCAUACAUGCAAGUAACUGCAAAUCGCACGCCUCAUUAUAGUUUAUAGUCAAUGUCGAGAGAAUUCAAGGCAAUCUUCAACUUAUCGGACUUUGUAUAUACCUAUGUGAAUACUCACACACUUAGAAGCAUUAAGUAGUGGGUACCUAUAAUACCAACCGAUACCUAUAACCGAGAAUGCACUAACGCCACGUGUUUGUAUAAAGGAUCGGAGUCAAACACUCAAACAAACAUAACAUACAAGUGUAUUGGCGAAGGUAGAUCAGUGUGUAGUAAAUAGUAGCCCACUUUGUCAAGUAUAUAAAUGCAAGAUAAAAGUGUAAGUGGUGUGUUGAAACCUACAUAAUUGUUAGUAUCUGCGGUCUAUCCGAUUGAAUGGGAAAUUAAUAGCGAUCUCAUCAUGCCGAAAAUAGAAAGUAGUGAAAUUUAUCUGGCGAAAGCGAAAUACGAUGCGUACAGUAACAGAAAAUAUCCCUUUCUUGAUAAUAGUAAUGCUAAGGUUGCUGUGAUCGAUAUGGAGUCAGAAAUUAAAUCAAGAAACACCGGUACAAACAUCCAUGAAAUGGUCCAGAAAAGCCGACAGUAUUUUAAUACCGGCGCAACUAAACACGUUCAAUUCAGAAAACAACAGUUGCAAGCCUUAAACCGCAUGCUGGACGAAAAUUCGAAAGACUUGGAAAUCGCUCUCGCUAAAGAUUUAAAUAAAAGUCCAAUGGAAUCUCAGAUUACAGAAAUCGAAUUUCUAAAAAACGACAUUCGAAGCAUAAUAAGUCAUGUCUCAGAAUGGUCCAAACCUAUAUUUGUUCCCAAACCACUUAUAAACGCAUUCGAUAAGCUCUUUAUAUACCGCGAGCCUUACGGUCUCGUUCUUGUAAUGGGAGCGUGGAACUAUCCUAUACAAUUGACACUAGCACCUCUUGUGGGAGCCAUUGCAGCAGGAAACUGCGCCAUUAUAAAACCAUCUGAACAUUCGCCGUCAUGUGCACAAAUUAUAGCAAGAUUAAUUCCAAAAUACCUGGACAACAACGCCUUCAAAGUAUUCCUGGGAGGUGUCCCUGAAACUACAGAUUUAUUGAAAGAACGUUUCGAUUAUAUAUUUUACACGGGUUCAACCACUAUAGGAAGGAUUGUUCAAGAGGCAGCUGCAAAGCAUCUUACACCGGUUACCUUGGAAUUGGGUGGCAAGAGUCCCGCUUUUGUAGAUUCAACAGCUGACAUUAACAUAGCAGUCAAACGAAUACUGUGGGGUAAACUUAUUAACGCAGGACAAACGUGCGUGGCCCCUGAUUACAUACUAUGCUCUAAAGAAACGGAGAAACGUCUCAUACAAUCUGCAGAAGAAGUAGUACGCACUUGGUACGGCGAAGACGCGAAAAAAUCUCCAGACUAUGGACGAAUUAUUUCAAAUAGGCACUUUGAGAGACUGCAAACUUUCCUAAACGACAAAACUAAAAUCGCCCUAGGAGGAAAAUUCGAUGAGAACGAAAAAUUCAUUGAGCCAACAGUUUUGGUCAACGUUCAUCCAAAUGAUCCAAUAAUGCAAGAAGAAAUAUUCGGGCCAAUCCUACCCAUAUUAACAGUAAAUGACGUAUCCGAAGCAGUUAAUUUUAUAAAUUCACGUGAACGUCCCCUUGCCCUUUAUAUAUUCACAAAAAACAAGAAAGUAAAAGAUUCGAUACUGAAAGAAACCUCGAGCGGUGGAGUUGCGAUAAACGACACUGUUAUGCAUACCAUAGUUGACACGUUACCAUUCGGUGGCAUAGGAUAUAGCGGGAUGGGUGCCUAUCACGGAAAAGCCAGCUUCGAUACAUUCACGCACAACAAGAGCGUACUUGAAAAGGACUUCAAUAUUAUUUUCGAAAAAAUGGCAGAACCCAAAUACCCUCCCUAUAAUAAAACUAAACAAAAGUAUAUAAUGUUUUUGACCACUCACAGAGGUCAUCUCUCAUUUAGUUUCCUUUGGUACGUCAUUUGUUUUAUUUUGGGUAUAGGAGCUGCUGUAUUAUUUAUUCGUUUUUUCGCAUAAAAUUAUUUACAAGGUAAAUUGUUAUCACUUUUUUUAAUAUAAAACACAACACAGUACUAUAAAGAUCUACAUAAAGACAUAUGUAAAUAAUAUAAGUACACGUCACAGCCAUUACGAAUAAUUGUAUUAACCGCCUAAGCGGAAUUAAAGGCAAUAUUGGUUACAAUACCAUCUAACUAAGCAUUGGGCACAUACUUAGUUACAUAUUACAUUUUGCGUUAAAGUAGCUAACGUUUAGUUGUUGUUAGAGGAAAUUUAUGAGUACGCUAUUAAAAACCACUUUUGAAAUUAACACUGAUUUCAGGAACGCUUACAUAAAAGUAAUAGUUAAUUCAAAUUGCCUUCGGCAUUUUCUUCUCUAUGCAUGUAUUAAUUUUAUAUGAAUAAAGAUAUAACAGGAAAAAAUAUGUGAUUGUUUACACCUUUAAGAAAAUUUUA
Messenger RNA from Agrilus planipennis (emerald ash borer), 3138 nucleotides. Its product is annotated as aldehyde dehydrogenase, dimeric NADP-preferring. Gene Ontology annotation, cellular component: cytoplasm. The coding region runs from base 1075 to 2700 and encodes 541 amino acids. Gene Ontology annotation, molecular function: aldehyde dehydrogenase (NAD+) activity. The record is from RefSeq and is a predicted model, not a curated record. NCBI's taxonomy places the organism in Eukaryota, Metazoa, Arthropoda, Insecta, Coleoptera, Buprestidae. The transcript has a single exon. Gene Ontology annotation, biological process: aldehyde metabolic process.